AUGCCUACCACCUAUACCGUCGUUUUUGCCAAUGAGCAUGGUUCGGGUGGCGAGUACGUGUUCUGCAAUGAGGAGCCCAUUAUCAACAAUGAUGCGACAGCCGGGAAUGUCAUCACCAACGCUUGGAUUGGACAGCACGUCGCAAACGGCAGUUGCAUGGGGGCCGUUCUGACCAUGUGUACCUAUCUAGGGUGCGGUAAAUCUCCCAGCCAGCCAGCCGAGGGCACCAUAUCCCCACAGCUCCAUAGUGAGGCUAUUGAGCUCAGCACAAACAAGAAUGACGGCGCCCACUGGCUUCAAUGCGAAAACAAUAUGCUGAUAGUGAGGGUACGGAUCCCGGCCGAUCAGAACAUGACCACCAACGUCCAGCCCAUCGUCAAAUUCUUUGUGUUGAAGGUUAAGCAGGGAACAAGCGACGGUGUCAAUUAUCAGUCCUUUUCCACAAAGCCCGGCGUGGCUGACUUUACAACUGGUGACGGCAAGGGCCUCUACACGGCACGUGUCGUUCAUGAAAAGAAUGGUGACUUCACUGUCACCUACAAGUGA
This is a messenger RNA of Fusarium vanettenii 77-13-4, 546 nucleotides long. RefSeq lists its product as uncharacterized. The transcript has 4 exons. The record is from RefSeq and is a predicted model, not a curated record. Lineage: Eukaryota; Fungi; Ascomycota; Sordariomycetes; Hypocreales; Nectriaceae. Bases 1 to 546 code for a protein of 181 amino acids.